Messenger RNA from Diplodia corticola, 1725 nucleotides. Its product is annotated as glucan-alpha-glucosidase. Lineage: Eukaryota; Fungi; Ascomycota; Dothideomycetes; Botryosphaeriales; Botryosphaeriaceae. Gene Ontology annotation, biological process: oligosaccharide catabolic process. Gene Ontology annotation, molecular function: alpha-amylase activity. The record is from RefSeq and is a predicted model, not a curated record. Bases 1 to 1725 code for a protein of 574 amino acids. The transcript is spliced from 3 exons.
AUGACCGUCACCGACGACCCCUGGUGGAAGAAUGCCUCCAUCUACCAGAUCUACCCCGCGAGCUUCAAAGACUCCAAUGGCGACGGACUGGGCGACCUGCCCGGCAUCCUGUCCGAGCUGGACUACAUCAAGUCUCUCGGCGUGGACGCAAUCUGGAUCUGCCCCAUGUACGACAGCCCUCAACAUGACAUGGGCUACGACAUCUCCGACUACGAGAAGGUCUACCCGCCCUAUGGCACCGUCGAGGACAUGGAGCGCAUCAUCGCCGCCAGCCACGAGCGCGGCCUGCGCGUGCUGCUCGACCUAGUCAUCAACCACACGUCGGACCAGCACGCCUGGUUCAAGGAGUCGCGCUCGUCCAAGGCCAGUCCGAAGCGCGACUGGUACGUGUGGCGGCCGGCCAAGCACGACCCGGUCACGGGCGCGCGCCUGCCGCCCAACAACUGGCGCAGCAACUUCGGCGGCAGCGCCUGGGAGUGGGACGAGCCGACCCAGGAGUACUACCUGCACCUGUUCUGCGUCGAGCAGCCCGACCUCAACUGGGAGAACGACGAGACGCGCGCCGCCAUCUACGAGUCCGCCAUGGAGUUCUGGCUGCGCAAGGGCAUCGACGGCUUCCGCGUCGACACCGUCAACAUGUACUCCAAACCGCAGCCCUUCCCCAACGCCCCCAUCGUCGACCCGCACUCGCCCUGGCAGGGCGCGGCGUCGCUCUACUGCAACGGCCCGCGGAUGCACGAGUUCCUCGCCGAGAUGCACGCCAUCCUCGCCAAGCACGGGGCCAUGACGGUCGGCGAGCUGCCGCACACGCACGACCGCGCCCACGUGCUGCGCUACGUGUCCGCCUCGGCGCGGCAGCUCGACAUGACCUUCAUGUUCGACGUCGUCGACGUCGGCUUCGGCGCCGACCAGCGCUUCGACACGACGCCGCGCGCCUGGCGGCUGCGCGACCUCAAGGACGCCGUGGCCCGCACCCAGGACCUGAUCGACGGGUCGGGCGAGGCGUGGACGACGUCGUUUAUGGAGAACCACGAUCAGGCGCGGAGCGUGUCGCGGUUCGGGUGCGAGAGGACGCGGGAGCUGCGCGAGAGGAGCGCGAAGAUGCUGGCGGCGAUGCUGGCGAGUUUGAGUGGGACGUUGUUUCUGUAUCAGGGGCAGGAGAUUGGGAUGGUGAAUGCGCCGGCGGAGUGGGGCGUCGGCGAGUACAAGGAUGUCGAUAGCAGGAAUUUUGCCAAGUGGAUGGAGGAGAGGUAUGGGGUGGAGGUGGGGCGGCCGCGGGCUAUGGCCGCGCUGCAGCAUCUUGCGCGCGAUCAUGCGAGGUUGCCGAUGCAGUGGGACGACGGGUACCAGGCGGGGUUUACGACGAGUGACGCGCCGUGGAUGCGGGUGCAUGAUAAUCAUGGGGAGGUUAAUGUGAAGAGUGAGAGUGCGCGGAAGGACUCGGUGUUGGCGUUUUGGCGGCAGAUGUUGAGGACGAGGAAGGAGUAUGCGCCGAGUUUGGUGUAUGGGACGACGGAGAUUCGGGAUUUGGAUGACGAAAAGACGUUUGUGUUUGAGAAGAGGGGGAAGGGACAGAAUGCUGUGGUGGCGCUGAACUUUACCGAGGAGGAGGUCCCCGUGGAGGUGCCUGGGAAAGAUGGAAAGAAGUUGGUGGCUGGCAAUUAUGCGGAUGAGGUCGAGGGUGUGUUGAGGCCAUUUGAAGCCAGAGUCUGGGUUGGUGCGUGA